CCCGCGCGCCUCGCUGCGAGCACAGGGCCGAGCCUCAGAUCCUGGGGGGGAGGCUGACUCCGCCCUGGCUGGAGGAACUAGGUGCUCCUGCCCGUUGCCCCUUCGCGCGUGAAGAUUAAUUUCAGGUUAAGAAAUGGCAUUUCAAAAGGCGGUGAAAGGGACUGUUCUUGUUGGAGGGGGUGCACUUGCUACCAUCUUAGGACUUUCUCAGUUCAGUCAUUACAGAAGGAAACAAGUGAACCUGGCCUAUGUGGAAGCGGCAGAGUAUUUUACAGAACCUGUUAACAGGGAACCUCCUUCCAGGGAAGCUCAAAUACUAACUUUGAAGAACACACCUGAAUUUGAUAUCCUUGUUAUCGGAGGAGGAGCAACAGGCAGUGGCUGUGCACUAGAUGCCGUCACCAGAGGACUAAAAACAGCCCUUGUAGAAAGAGAUGAUUUCUCAUCAGGGACCAGCAGCAGAAGCACUAAAUUGAUCCAUGGUGGGGUGAGAUAUCUUCAGAAGGCCAUCAUGAAGUUGGAUAUUGAGCAGUAUAGGAUGGUAAAAGAAGCCCUUCAUGAGCGUGCCAACCUACUAGAAAUUGCUCCCCAUUUAUCAGCUCCAUUACCUAUAAUGCUUCCAAUUUACAAAUGGUGGCAGUUACCUUACUACUGGGUAGGAAUCAAGCUGUACGAUCUGGUUGCAGGAAGUAAUUGCCUGAAGAGCAGUUAUGUCCUCAGCAAAUCAAGAGCCCUUGAGCAUUUCCCCAUGCUUCAGAAGGACAAACUGGUAGGAGCGAUUGUCUACUAUGACGGACAACACAAUGAUGCACGGAUGAACCUUGCCAUUGCUCUCACUGCUGCCAGGUAUGGGGCUGCCACAGCCAAUUACAUGGAGGUAGUGAACUUGCUCAAGAAGACAGACCCCCAGACGGGCAAGGAGCAUGUGAGUGGUGCACGGUGCAAGGAUGUCCUCACAGGGCAGGAAUUUGAUGUGAGAGCCAAAUGUGUUAUCAAUGCUACGGGACCUUUCACAGACUCUGUGCGCAAAAUGGAUGAUAAGAACGCUGCGGCUAUCUGCCAGCCAAGUGCUGGUGUCCAUAUUGUGAUGCCUGGUUACUACAGCCCAGAGAGCAUGGGACUUCUUGACCCAGCCACCAGUGAUGGGCGAGUUAUUUUCUUCUUACCCUGGCAAAAGAUGACUAUUGCUGGCACUACUGAUACGCCAACUGAUAUCACACAGCACCCUAUACCUUCAGAAGAAGAUAUCAACUUCAUUUUGAAUGAAGUGCGUAACUACCUGAGUUGUGAUGUUGAAGUGAGAAGAGGGGAUGUCCUGGCAGCAUGGAGCGGUAUCCGCCCCCUCGUGACAGAUCCCAAGUCCGAAGACACCCAGUCCAUCUCCCGCAAUCAUGUUGUGGACAUCAGUGAGAGUGGCCUUAUCACUAUAGCAGGUGGAAAGUGGACAACAUAUCGAUCCAUGGCAGAAGAUACUGUGAAUGCUGCUAUCAAGAUCCACAAUUUGAAAGCAGGACCAAGUAGAACAGUUGGACUUUUCCUUCAAGGAGGGAAAGAUUGGAGCCCCACACUCUACAUUAGGCUUGUCCAGGAUUAUGGACUUGAAAGUGAGGUGGCACAGCAUCUUGCUGCCACCUACGGAGACAAGGCUUUUGAGGUGGCCAAAAUGGCAAGUGUGACCGGAAAAAGGUGGCCUAUUGUUGGAGUGCGACUUGUAUCAGAAUUUCCAUAUAUUGAAGCAGAGGUGAAAUAUGGGAUUAAGGAGUAUGCCUGCACGGCGGUGGAUAUGAUUUCACGGCGCACUCGCCUGGCCUUUCUCAAUGUCCAGGCCGCAGAGGAAGCCCUACCCAGGAUUGUUGAACUGAUGGGUCGAGAACUGAACUGGGAUGACCAUAAGAAAGAGGAAGAACUUGAAACAGCCAAGAAGUUCCUAUAUUAUGAAAUGGGCUAUAAAUCCCGAUCUGAACAGUUAACAGAUCGCUCUGAAAUUAGCCUAUUGCCUUCAGACAUUGACAGGUACAAGAAGAGAUUUCAUAAGUUUGAUGCAGACCAAAAAGGCUUUAUUACCAUUGUUGAUGUUCAGCGUGUAUUAGAGAGUAUCAAUGUGCAAAUGGAUGAAAAUACACUACAUGAGAUUCUGAAUGAAGUAGAUUUAAACAAAAACGGACAGGUUGAACUCAAUGAAUUUUUACAGCUUAUGAGUGCUAUUCAGAAAGGAAGGGUGUCAGGAAGCCGCCUUGCUAUACUAAUGAAAACGGCAGAAGAGAACCUGGAGCGACGAGUUCCGAUUCCGGUGGACCGUAGCUGUGGAGGAUUGUGAGAUCCUUGUUUUUUAUUUUGUUUUGUAAAUCUACAGCCUACAAACAUAAGAGCAACAAAUCACCAUGUAACAGCCAGAGAUGACUUCAACCAUUAUAAAACAAUGGCUGUGAUAGUUGCCUUUUUUAACACUGGAAAACAUUCCAAAACUUCAGAAUGCUGGUCUAUUUGCCAACUUAAUUUGCCAAUAUUUUAUUUGCAUCUGCCAUUCAAUCUAACUUCUAAAAAGUGUAUUUUCUCAUUUUCAAUGCACAUUGAUUAAUGUUUUGCACUCAUUUUGUGAUCUGUUAGGCAUAACACUCUCCUUUUUUGUUUAUUAAUUUAUUUUACAGCAGUUCUAGAGGUAGAAAUGGAAAAGAGAAGCUGGAAAAAAUUUGUGACACACACAAAGCUGUGGACCUUAAGCUUGUGGAUAGCAUU
This is a messenger RNA of Marmota flaviventris (yellow-bellied marmot), 2736 nucleotides long. It is a transcript of the gene Gpd2, whose product is annotated as glycerol-3-phosphate dehydrogenase 2. Gene Ontology annotation, molecular function: calcium ion binding; glycerol-3-phosphate dehydrogenase (quinone) activity. The record is from RefSeq and is a predicted model, not a curated record. Gene Ontology annotation, biological process: glycerol-3-phosphate metabolic process. NCBI's taxonomy places the organism in Eukaryota, Metazoa, Chordata, Mammalia, Rodentia, Sciuridae. Gene Ontology annotation, cellular component: mitochondrion.